Messenger RNA from Penicillium lagena, 987 nucleotides. RefSeq lists its product as uncharacterized. The transcript is spliced from 3 exons. The record is from RefSeq and is a predicted model, not a curated record. Bases 1 to 987 code for a protein of 328 amino acids. Lineage: Eukaryota; Fungi; Ascomycota; Eurotiomycetes; Eurotiales; Aspergillaceae.
AUGCCCGGGGCGACUUACUUUGUCAACCCCAGAAUUUCCGACUGGCCAGAAUGGUGCAACUCAUUCGCCAACCCUAUGACCUUUCUGUGCCGGUUAAUUCAAAUUCCAUCCAACCCCCGAGACGCACGCAACCCAGCUCAGCCUGGCUGCCCAGCCGGCCAGGAAAACAACUAUGGUCUUUUCGACCUCUCCUAUAAGGAUGUCUGGAUUCAACACAGAAAACUCAUGAUUAUCGCCCUGCUCAAUGGCGUCGGAACCGAGGGAGAUGAGCGCAUGAUGAUGAUGGCUCUCGCCCGAGAUCUCCAGACCGAUGAGCAUAGAUACCACAAAGCCAAACACCACGCCGAUCACGAGUGGAUUCUCGGCCAGCUGCUUGGACAGGCUGGCUAUGGGCCUGUAUACACCAGCGAAGACGUCCACGAACAAGACCUCAGUUAUCCAUUUAUGGGCCUGCCGGUAUACUAUCAGUUGCUGUCCCCUAUGCCCGGCCAGUGGCUCGGCCACGUUUACCAGUCUCUGUCCCACUUCCAGCUGGCUAAUUUCUUCGUCACUGGGGGUAUGAAAUGCAUCAUCCAGAUCCCAAUUUCUUCGUUUACAAUGAGCUGGCUGACAAGCUGCAAGUAUACUUCCACCUUACCUGUUAACCUUGCUCUUACCUCUGAAUUUCCUAGAUAUUUGGUCGAUCUGUCCUCGGUUUUUUUCAAAGGACAUGGAGGGUCAGCUCCCGUCCUGGAGGAUAGUCCCUGCAUUCAAGCUCUUCGCAUCUGGCGUGGAGCUCCCCAAACGCCCGCUCCGCCAGUGUCCUUACCCGUCGUCUGGUCUCAGAAAGACAAUCAAGUUCGUCUGGUAAAGGACUGCAAAACACCUCGUUGGCUGGUUGGAAACAUAAAGAGCAAUGGCUUCUUCCUGAAGAUGGGAAAAGGUGCGAAAGUCAAGCUGGGUGCUAUCAGCACCAAGAAAGGACGAGAUGAGGUCAAUCAACAUUGA